AUGGCCUUGUCUGCGCACCUCAUUGCAGUUCAAGCGGAGCUACAAGGAGAGGCUUUGGUGACACCGACUGGCGUGGACCCCAAUUUUGCGCUAGGUCAGAUCCAAGGGCAAGAGCCGCCAGGUGAAAGCAUUAGCAUAGCCAUAGUUGCCUGCGUCGGGCCCAAGGUGCUUGUCUCAGUGCCAGGAGGUGCUUGGGACAAAAAGGCCAGCAAAAGAAAAUUGCCAGCUAGUUGUUUGGAAAAACCAUUAUCACUAGCUGUUGCUGGCUGCACUAUUGAGGACCGUGAGACGGCUUUAGAUUCCCAACAGCUCACCGUUUGGCUUGGGUGGCUGAAGUCAGAAUUUUGGGAGCGAAUUAGCUUUGAGCUUUCCGAUCCCCCUGCAGUUGAUUUCAUCUGCCGAGCGACUGGGGAAGCAUGCUUCCCAUUCGGUGCCGCUCUGUUGGAAGCCGCAAAAGAGAAGUUUCAAGUCAACGCAGGGCCGGGAACCUUCCAAGACGAGGAUCGCAUCUCGGCUCUGGAGCACAAGUUCCAAUCCUUGCAGACGGGAUUGGACGAACUUCUUGCACACCACAGAGGCGAGUCUGGGUAUGUCACAGCAAGCGAUGGCUGGUUCAAGCCCAGGAGAGAGCAAGUCCUGCAAAGCAAGGCGAAAGUUGCAGCCACUCCUCCCGGUUUGGGGGGGUCGUCUCCUAUUCCGGGUCUGGACCCAGGGACAGUGGCAGCAGCUCUGCAGGCAGGAGUGCCAAUGGAGCAGCUUGCAGCCAUGGGAAAAGUUUUGCAGGGGAAGCCCAGCAAAUUGGAGGAUGUUCCGCGUACUGCAGCGGAAGCGAUGAGUUCAGAAUCAGAAGGAGAGUUGUGCGGCGCAUCGCUCACUGCUGGCCAUGCGAAGCAGCUAGACGAUCACAAGGGCACCCCUGCAGACCCCAUGACAAAAGCCGUGCUGCAGCUGACGCAGAUCGUUGGCAAGCUUUCCAAGCGAAAAGAGGACACGCUAGAAGACACCUUAGAUGCGAUGGGCGGCACAAGUGGAUCUGGGUCGGCAGAUGUGUCGGCCUCGUUGGGUCGAAAACACGCUGCAGCCCGGCAGGCUUUGAUCAAGACGUUCAAGGACAACCCAGCUCAAAUUUGGAAGUCCAUCGAAAACAAUAUGAGUCAGGAUUUCCAUCUGUGCAGCGCGCUGCCGAACAGCUCAGCCGCAACCUUCACAGCACGUGGCUGGGCCGAGCACCGCUCAAAGAUACAAGGCUACGUGCGGACUGUGAGAUGGGUGUGGGGCAUCGCUGGCGUGCUGGACAGUUUGAGAGAUGGGCAGACAGAUGCUGCUCGUGCCCGGUGCUGCCUGCUCUUAGCCAUGGCAGAACAAGAGAGCCUGGAUCACGGAUCAUUUCUCCUUGCCCAAGAGUUUUCCAUGGAGCCUGCUGCCCCAGUGAGCAGUUUCCAACAACAUGUCUUACCAGAGCCAACAGAGAUGGCCACAACGAAGCUUUUGGACCCGAGAAAAAGGCAAGGGCGGAGGAGGCGGAGGAAAGGGGAAAGGCAAGAAAUCAGAGAAGCCGGAGGGGGAAGCCGAUUAGGCCCGCAGGCCUGCGGCAUGGCCAUGGGUGCUUGCACGCGGCCGAAUCCGGAAGGUCCUUUGCUGUGCUCUUCUACACCAGCGCGGGGGGAUUGUAUCCCUACUGCAAACUACAGUCGGGGGCCUCUCCGUGAUUCUGGUCAGCCUGCUGAUUGCCCUUUGGCUUGCGACAAAGCCCAGCCCGGCAAUUUUGAGGCAGUCGAUUUUUUGAACCAAAGCAAGGAUUUUUUUCUGCAUGCCAAGCUUAGUAGCGGUGAAGCUGCGGCUGAACACAAUGGGGCCGCCGACUUUGUGGACACGAAGAAUGUCCCUGGGUCCAAUGCUUCGACCAUUCAAAUUCAAUCUUUGUGGCGCGCCUUGCCUCGUUUGAUUUUGAAGGCAGGUACGCCUUUUGCAAGUUUCUUCAGGACAAUGCUUGAACAGCCGCAGACGGCCUCUCCAACUGGCCGAACAGCUUCCAUUUGGCCAAUGGGAUUGCCUUAUGAAGAGAACAAGUCCCGUGGUCUUGUCGACUAUGAGGAGUCCGCAUUCCGGAGGCUUUUGAACCUUCAAAUUGCUUUUCUCAACCAUUUGCAUUUGGGGUGCCCUCUUGUUGCUCCGGAUCACAUCCGCCAAGGCUCUUGCCUUAGUGCUAAACAGUGGGCGGUAGUGGCUCGGCUCCGUCGGCUCGGUGAAGCUUGGAAAUGUCUCAAGCCCAUCUCUGCAAAAGACAUGGGUAGAACAGCGGCAAAGCAAGAGAGGCAAGAGGAAGUUCUUGCUCAACUCUAUGAAGUAGCUCGAGGUGCUGCGCAGGGUCUGAAAAAGUAUGCACCGCAAGGCGGUGGGGUCAGCGUCACUAGGCCCAGCAGGGAAUCUGGUGAAGUCAUAGGAAAGCUCCAAAAGGCUGACAUUUCCGGUGCCCAAUCCAUCAUUGCUUCUAGGAUCAAAAUGGAGGGAAAGCCAACGUUUGAUCCGCGACCUUUUCUUGAUGAUGAUUCGCGAAACUUGUAUGAAGACCCGUGGGCUUGUAACAUUGAACCUUGCAAAGCUGUCCUUCAUCCCCCUCGGGUCCAAGUUCAUGCGGUUUUGGAAGAAAAGUUAGCUUUACUACGUUUGCUAGAAGCUAGUGGUAGGUUGGCUUUUCGGGGUCAGAAUGAAGUUGUUGAGGGCUUUGGCAACGGCUUAUUUAGCGUCGUGAAGAAUACUGAAGUUGAUCGCCUUAUUCUUGACGGUAGGCCCGCAAACAAGCUUCAAUGUCCUCCCAACAAGUACAUCAUGACCAUGGGCGCGGCGUCAACUCUCUUGGGUAUUUUCUUGGAGCCAUCAGAGAAGCUGCUUAUGGGUGGUGAUGACUUGUCAAAUUUCUUUUACACAUUUGCUGUCAAUGAAGCACGGGAAGCGCGAAAUUUUUUGGAGUGGAAGAUUCCGGUAAAAAUCGCACAAAGAUUUUCUUGUUUCCCGGCCUAUUUGUCCACUGAAGAGUUUGUGUACGCAUGUUUGUCAAGCUUGGCUAUGGGCGAUUCAGCAGCAUGUGAGUACGCGCAAACGGCGCACAUUUCUAUGGGUCUACAAUGCGGGGCUUUCAACGAAGAGCAUCUACUAACUCUACACGGUCGCGUCCCGCGGUCCCAUUUCAUGUCUGGUAUCAUCAUUGACGACUAUAUCACGGUUGAGAAGGUUCACAUGGAUGCCACGCAUGCAAGCGAGUCAGGCACGCGUAGGUCACGUAUGCACAGUGUCUAUAAGCAGGUGAAGUUGGAUGCGCACCCUACUAAAGGUUUUGCCGACGAAGAGGUUGCCAGCUUCUGGGGUGCCGAUGUUGACGGACGUGCUGGGUUGGUGCGCGGCUCGAUUUCACGGGCAGCGUCCUUGAUCUGUGUUACAGUCCAGGUUGCGUGCUUGGGUGUUGCUUCGGUAUCCCUUCUGGAGGUUUUGGCAGGUGGCUUCGUGUCGCUCUUUGCUUUCCGUCGGCGAAUGAUGUCUCUUUUGGACUGGAUCUACGUGGUUAGUAAGGAAAUGCAUCGGCAUGGGGUUAACAAGUCCUGUUGGACGAAGCUUUUGUCACCUUUCAAAGCUCACCAUCGUGGGAAAGCCCUUUUAUCCCCUGAAGAAGAACUUCCUGGGGAUGAGGUUGCGUUCACUGAACAUCCCUUGUGGGAGGUCUGCGCUAGAGGUUUGGACUAUCAGGUGUGUUGGAAGCGACAGGCAAAGGCUGGGCGUCACAUCAACCGUGGGGAGCUGGCCUCUUUCCUGCGUGCCGAAGUGUUGGGUGCUCGCGCUGGUGGUGAUAUUCGCGUUGCUAUAGGUAGCGAUUCGCAGGUCACACUUGGUGCUGUCUCCAAGGGUCGGUCGGCUUCGCCAAUCUUGAACCGGUGUCUCAAGCAAAGCCUUCCACACGUAUUAGGUCUUGGUAUUUAUUCUUCUGGGGGUUACGUCCGAUCUGCCUUCAAUCCAGCUGAUGACCCAACUAGGGGGGUGGCUUUGCGCAUUGCGGAUAUUGUUCUACCAGUUUGGUGGACAGCACUGGCGCAGGGUAACACACGUUUAUUUGACGAGUUUCUGGCAGCUUGCAAUCUCCAUCCUCUACAAAUGAGUGGUUUUCCAAGCUUGAACCAGUUGGUCAUGCAAGAUGAAAGUGUGCUUGACAGUUCAAUACGUAAGUCAAUGCGAAGUUUCCAUUUGAAGAUCAAGAAGAACCUGCGGCUCAAAGCCGCCGCAAAAGUUGGCAAAGCGGAUGCUCAGGUAUCUAAAGCAUGUGAAACAUGUACAGGUUCAGGGCCACAUUUGACUUGUGAAGCACAAGAAAUGUUAACCAGUUUCGGCCGAGAACAAUUUAUCUCUCAUGAUAGUGUUUGGCCACCUUCUCAACCUGGUUUCUUAGAUUUGUAUUCCGGAAGGCGUGGUUUAGCUCGUUUUGCUGUCAGCUAUGGUGCGCCAUGGGUAUUGUGCAUUGAUGUGAAAGAUGGUCCCCAAUGCGAUCUCCUCUCUCCAGAAGUUCGCAAGAAAAUAGACCACAUGUUGGCUUUGGGUGUUUUCAUUUUUGUGUCUGCUGCUAUCAUUGGCACUUCCUUUUCAAGAGCUAUUACACCUGCAGUGCGAAGUUUUGAACACCCGGACGGUUUGGCUGGCGUCUCAUGGCGUAUGCGGGAAAAAAUUUCUGUCGGAAACAGUCACUCGAGAUGGUUGGCUUCCCUGGUCCGCAGCUGCAUCAACAUGGGUAUUGGCUAUUUGGUGGAGAAUCCUGACAAUUCUUUUCUCUGGCUUCAAAAAGAGUGGACGAAUUUGCCUCAUGGAGCCGCAGAAAGGUUUUUCAAAGUUGAUUUUUGCAGAUUCAAUACAGCAUGGCGAAGACGCACGCGUUUUCUGACAAAUGGGCGUUUGGCUCAUGUACGGCAUUUAUGUCAGUCAGACCAUCGGCACUUGGUCCUUAGAGGCCGAUCAAAGAAACAUGGUGCAUCUUGGGCCAAAAUUGGGGAGCCCUAUCCUCGAGGGCUUUGUGCUCUCUUGGCUCGUUCUAUUUGUUUGGAUUUAGGCAUCUACAGCAGCCCAAACAGUUUGCCAUGUAGGUCAAACCAUCGCCGGAUUGGCGAAGCAAAAAAUCCUGGGCCAAGAUUUAAAAAAUUGCAGCCAAAGGAUGUUUCUGCUUUAGACAAGGUAGAGCUGGUCAGUCGAGCAACCAUGGCCCUUGGCAGUGGGCAGUUUGAAAAGUUUGUUUUUUGGGUUAAGCAGCAUUUUGGUGGAGAUGCGUUGCAUUACAUCUGGUGGGUGCCAACCUUGUUUGGAGCUGUUUUGGCAGCAUAUGGCCGCCAUUGGUAUGGCUUAGGUGGCGCUUUGUACAAUUACAGGCAUUUGGUAGUUUAUUGUCAGCGUGAGAUUCCCAAUUUGCGGGGUGGUCUUGAUGCAGCUUGGAAAAUUAUCAGUAAAUGGGAAGAGCUGGAACCUGUGCAACAUCGCAGACCAAUACCUUUGGUUCUCUUGCAAGCCAUGGUGGUAGUAGCUUUGCAGUGGCAGUGGCAUAGGGUAGCUGGUAUCCUUCUCCUCACUUUCCAUGCUUGUUGUCGGCCAGGCGAAGUGCUUGGGGCUAGAAGAGCAAACUUAGUGCUGCCUGAAGACUUGGGCGGCAACUAUGGCGAUCCUUGUUUUUUGAAGAUCACAAAACCAAAGCCUGGAAGAAGAGGGCUUGGAAGAAUCCAACAUGCUAAGGUCCGAGAUGGCACUGUUUCGCGUUUCCUUUCCAGUUUGUUUGGAAAGCUUGAUGCGGAUGAAGCCUUGUACCCUGGAACUGCAAGCUCCUUCCGGACGAGAUGGCGUCAUUUGCUUAUAGCUCUUGGUGUGCCCCCUGCUGCAAAAAUUUCUCCAGGUUGCCUUCGCGCGGGCGGGACAGUAGAGCUUUACCGCCAAGGAAUGCCAAUUAUGGACAUUCUGUGGGCGCUCAGGUUGAAAAACCUCGAAACUUUGCAGCACUAUUUGCAAGAAAUCUCCACUGAUGUCACUAUGAUUGACCUACCAUGUAGCAGCCGUGUGCUCAUACAGAACAUGUCGCUUUUGUUUUUGCAUUUCCUUUCUGUUCAUGGACAGUGA
Messenger RNA from Cladocopium goreaui, 6135 nucleotides. The record is from the annotation of a GenBank genome assembly. Lineage: Eukaryota; Dinophyceae; Suessiales; Symbiodiniaceae.